Messenger RNA from Psylliodes chrysocephalus, 2121 nucleotides. Lineage: Eukaryota; Metazoa; Arthropoda; Insecta; Coleoptera; Chrysomelidae. The record is from the annotation of a GenBank genome assembly.
AUUUUGUAUAAUUUUUGAAGAAUUUAAAGUAGUAUUCUGUAGAUUAGUGCUCAUUAUGCUUCGUUUGUGUUUGUUGUUCAGAUUUGCUGUCGGCAGGCGCGCCCAUGACUUUCAACAUAUUGAAAGAAAGGUUACGGGCUUCAGGAGGAUCUAGCUCUACUGCUGCUAAAGAAACGAAUCCAUUUACUGCCACUGCAAAUGGUAAUCCCGGAUUUGUACCACAAAAAAUUGGAAAAAGUGCAACAAAAAAUGAGGCUAAAACUCCCAAACCGCCGAAGGCACCGGAAAAACCUCUUAUGCCGUACAUGAGGUACAGCAGAAAAGUGUGGGAUACUGUGAAAGCUCAAAAUGCGGAUUUAAAGUUGUGGGAAAUCGGUAAAAUUAUCGGACAAAUGUGGAGAGAUCUGCCUGAAGAUGAAAAGACUGAAUUUCAGGAAGAAUAUGAAAUUGAAAAGGUUGAAUAUGAGAAGACAUUAAAAACCUACCACAAUUCUCCAGCUUACAUCGCUUUUAUGGCCGCUAAAAAUAAAGGGAAAUCUGUUACGCAAGGUACAGAUGGCGAGACGCACGAGAGACAGACCAGCUCUGCGAAACAACAGGCGGCCGAUAGAAGAAUCGAAAUACAACCAGCAGAAGAUGAAGAUGAUCAAGACGACGGUUACUCAGUUAAACACGUGGCGUACGCGAGGUACUUAAGAAACCACCGGCUAAUCAAUGAAAUUUUCUCUGAAAGCGUAGUACCAGAUGUCAGAUCGGUGGUAACAACUGGACGCAUGCAGGUGUUAAAACGACAGGUACAGUCUUUGACGAUGCAUCAAAAGAAACUCGAAGCAGAAUUGCAGCAAAUCGAAGAAAAAUUCGAAGCUAAAAAGAGGAAAUUCGUUGAAAGCAGCGACCAGUUUCAGGAUGAACUUAAAAAGAAUUGUAAGCCUGCCGUGGACGACGAUACUUUUCAAGCAUUGGUCGAGAAGCAGUACGACAUCUUGAAGAGGGAUAAAAGUAAAUCUCAAGAAGUUCCGAAGCCCAAAAUCGACGAAAACGGACACUCUGACAAUUCUUCGCCGUCUACGCCUCAAGAAAAUGGUCAAUCAGAGCCAAUGGAACUAGACCAUCCGGACAAAAUGGGGCAAUCCCAACAAGGCCCUCCCGCGCCCGCAGCCACGAACGGUCCCUCACCACCGCAGGCGGAAAAAACUACGCCGGUCGAACAUCCUCAUCCGCCGGGUCCUCCGUCUCAUUACGCUCAUCCACCACCUACUCCUCCGCACGCGGAACACCAUCAACCUCCCCCUACCGUUCAUCCCCCUCACGAACAUCCUCCGCCGCACCAUCCUGGACCGAAUAUACAUACUCACGGUCAACCGUCUCAGGGGCCUCCGCCUCAUCAGGUUCCUACUCCCCAACAUCCUCUUCCAUCUCAAGUACCGCCACAGGCGCCACCUCAAGGACCACCGCAAGCUCCACCUUCAGGACACGGUCCCUCCAUGCCGCCUCAUAUGCAACAGAAUCCUCCUCAUCCACCGACGGCGCAGGUUCCUUCGCACCAAGGUCCAAUGAUGCCUCCUUCGCAGGUGCCGGCCCACCAGUACUCGCAGCAGUAUCCACCUCAAGGUCCGCCUAAUCCGCAGUCUGUACCAUUGCCGCCACGACCGCCCCAUCCGGGAUAUCCGGGCUAUCCUCCGCAACAGCAACAACCUUAUCCGCCGCCGCAUGGGCAAAGCGGUUACCCACCACCAGGUCCCCCGCCCGCCGGAGGUCAAUACCCGCCGCCCCAUCCUGGUUUCUACCACCAACAGUACCCUCAGUAUCCACCGCACGCCGGAGGCAGACCUGCGCAUCCGUAUCCCGUUUCCGGACCGCCGCCGUCUGAAGGCCAGUCGCUACCCGGACCGCCAGAGGGGCAGAUGUACGGGCCGCCCUCGGGUGGACCUCCGGGACCCGCUUCGGACGCCGAGAGACCGCAAGGACCUCCGUCGGAGGAUGGGCAGGGCGGCGAAGACAUCAAAAUGGAUUAUCGAGCUACAGAAAAAGAAGACAAAUAAAAUAGUGGAAUUUUUUUUUUACCCAAUCUCUUAGGUUUUCAAUUUAUUUUUAAUGGUAUUAAAUAUAAUUAAGUAUAUA